Cyphellophora attinorum is the source of this 579-nucleotide messenger RNA. RefSeq lists its product as uncharacterized. The transcript is spliced from 2 exons. The record is from RefSeq and is a predicted model, not a curated record. The coding region runs from base 1 to 579 and encodes 192 amino acids. NCBI's taxonomy places the organism in Eukaryota, Fungi, Ascomycota, Eurotiomycetes, Chaetothyriales, Cyphellophoraceae.
AUGCGGUCGCAAAGCUUUACAGCAGUCGCUGUGCUCGUGCUGAGCUCUAGAGUCUAUGCGCAAUGCAAUACCGAUCAGAAUCCAUACUGCGCAGGCAACAACCAGUUUGAGCAGCUCUGCUGUCCAUAUCCGAAUGUCUGCUACUGGGCCGACCGGCAAGGCACGCCGGCGUGCUGUCCAGCAGGCACGGUCUGCCACGACUACGAAGGCAUCACAGUGAAACCCCAGCCGAUCUACACAACGAUCAAGCCUACGACUGUCGUACCGGUGCAGCCAACGACGGUCUAUUCUACCGUGGUCCCGGUCCCACCACCAACGACGGUCAUCGUCACUUCCAUCCAACCCUCGCCCUGCUGUCACACGGUUACCGAGGUGCAACCUCAGCCAACCCAAGGCGCUCUACCAACAAUCACGAUCACUACUCAAGGAGUGGUCGAGGGCAUUGGGAGCACAAUUGUGGCAGCAGGUUCCUCUGUGAUCAAUGUGUUUCAGGGCGCGGCUCCAACAGCGAGACCGUCGCAAUGUGCCGUCCCAGUAGUCGGCGCUGUGGCUAUUGCGGCAGCAUGGCACUUCGGCUGA